This is a messenger RNA of Hirsutella rhossiliensis, 5586 nucleotides long. RefSeq names its product 4'-phosphopantetheinyl transferase superfamily domain-containing protein. The transcript has 3 exons. Bases 1 to 5586 code for a protein of 1861 amino acids. The record is from RefSeq and is a predicted model, not a curated record. Gene Ontology annotation, molecular function: 3-oxoacyl-[acyl-carrier-protein] synthase activity; 3-oxoacyl-[acyl-carrier-protein] reductase (NADPH) activity; fatty acid synthase activity. Gene Ontology annotation, cellular component: fatty acid synthase complex. Lineage: Eukaryota; Fungi; Ascomycota; Sordariomycetes; Hypocreales; Ophiocordycipitaceae. Gene Ontology annotation, biological process: long-chain fatty acid biosynthetic process.
AUGCGGCCCGAGGUCGAGCAAGAGCUCGCUCACACCCUGCUUAUUGAGCUUCUCGCGUACCAGUUUGCCUCGCCCGUAAGAUGGAUCGAAACCCAGGAUGUCUUCCUCGCCGAGAGGACGGCCGAGCGCAUCGUCGAAAUCGGCCCAGCAGACACGCUGGGUGUCAUGGCCAAGCGCACACUGGCCUCCAAGUAUGAGGCGUACGACGCUGCAAAGUCCGUACAGCGCCAAAUACUCUGCUACAACAAAGACGCAAAGGAGAUUUACUACGAUGUCGAUCCCGUUGAGGAGGAGCCGGAGCCCGCCGCCGGCUCCGCUGAUGCGCCAGCCUCGGGAGGCGCGUCGAGUGCCGCUGCCCCGGGUCCUGCAUCGGCCGCCGCCGCUCCUCCUCCCCCGAGCUCGGGGCCCGCUGCCCAGAUUCCAGAUGAGCCGGUACAGGCUAUCGACAUUGUCCGCGCCUUGAUUGCGCAGAAGCUCAAGAAGCCCCUUCUUGACGUUCCCCUCAGCAAGGCCAUCAAAGAUCUCGUUGGAGGCAAAUCCACCCUUCAAAACGAAAUUCUCGGAGACCUCGGCAAGGAGUUUGGCUCGACGCCCGAGAAGCCAGAAGACACGCCUCUCGACGAGCUCGGCGCAUCCAUGCAAGCCACCUUCGACGGCAACCUCGGCAAGCAGUCGCAGUCCCUGAUUGCAAGGCUGAUUUCUUCCAAGAUGCCUGGAGGCUUCAACAUCACAGCUGCUCGAAAAUACCUCGAGACGAGAUGGGGCCUCGGGCCGGGGCGGCAGGACGGCGCUCUCCUCCUGGCUUUGACCAUGGAGCCUCCGUCCCGUCUUGGCUCCGAAGCCGACGCCAAGGGGUUCUUGGAUGACGUGACACAAAAACACUCGGCCAACGCAGGCUUCUCCCUGUCCACGGCAUCGGCUGCCGGCUCGGAUGCCUCUGCCGGCGGCAUGAUGAUGGACCCUGCCGCCAUCGACGCCCUCACCAAGGAUCAGCGUGCUCUAUUCAAGCAACAGCUUGAGCUGUUUGCCCGCUAUCUCAAGAUGGACCUCCGCUCCGGCGACAAGUCCUUCAUUGAUUCCCAAAAGUCGGAAAAGGUCCUCCAGGCGCAGCUUGACCUGUGGACCGCCGAGCACGGCGACUUUUACGCUUCCGGUAUCGAGCCUGUUUUCAGCCCUCCCAAGGCCCGGACGUACGAUUCCUCGUGGAACUGGGCCCGCCAGGAUGCUCUCAGUAUGUAUUUCGACAUCAUCUUUGGCAGACUGCAGGCCAUCGAUCGUGAAAUCGUUAGCCAGUGCAUCCGGAUCAUGAACCGGUCCAACCCCAAGCUCCUCGAUUUUAUGCAGUAUCACAUCGACAACUGUCCCACCGAACGGGGAGAGACGUACAAGCUAGCCAAAGAACUUGGACAACAGCUCAUUGAGAACUGUAAGGACGUCCUGAACGUUUCCCCCGUUUGCAAAGAUGUGGCGGUUCCGACCGGCCCCCGCACAACCGUUGAUGCUCGCGGCAACCUCAACUACGAAGAGGUGCCUCGUGCAAGUUGCCGGAAGCUGGAGCACUAUGUCCAGCAAAUGGCCGAGGGCGGCAAGAUUUCCGAGUAUGGGAACCGCACCAAGGUCCAGAGCGAUCUGCAGCGCAUCUACAAGCUCAUCAGGCAGCAGCACAAGAUGUCCAAGACUUCUCAGCUCGAGAUCAAGAGCCUGUAUGGAGACGUCCUGCGUUCGCUUGCCAUGAACCAGAGCCAGAUCCUGCCCAAGGACAAUGGCAAGAGCAAGAAGACCAGUCUCAAGGGUGCCAACCAUAGCAAGGGCAAGGUCGAGACCAUCCCUUUCCUGCAUCUCAAGCGCAAGACCCUCCAUGGCUGGGAUUACAGCAAAAAGCUCACUGCUGUCUACCUCAACUGCCUCGAGGAGGCUGCCAAGUCGGGCGUGACCUUCCAGGGCAAGCAUGUCCUCAUGACUGGCGCCGGUGCCGGAUCCAUUGGCGCCGAAGUGCUGCAGGGUCUCAUCAGCGGCGGCGCCAGGGUUGUAGUGACAACCAGCCGAUUCUCCCGUGAGGUGACCGAGUACUACCAGUCCAUGUAUACGCGCUACGGCUCGCGCGGAUCUCAGAUUGUCGUGGUUCCCUUCAACCAGGGCAGUAAGCAAGAUGUGGAAGCACUCGUCGAGUACAUUUACGACACGAAGAAUGGUCUUGGGUGGGAUCUCGACUUUGUCGUUCCCUUUGCUGCCAUCUCGGAGAACGGCCGCCAGAUCGACAGCGUCGACUCCAGGUCGGAGCUAGCCCACCGAAUUAUGCUCACCAACUUGGUCAGGCUUCUGGGCUGCGUCAAGGCCCAGAAGGCUGAGAGGGGUUUCGAGACAAGGCCCGCCCAGGUUGUGCUUCCCCUGUCCCCCAAUCACGGCACCUUUGGCAAUGACGGGCUGUACUCUGAGUCCAAGCUCGGACUCGAGACGCUCUUCAACCGAUGGUACUCGGAGAACUGGGCAAACUACCUAACCAUCUGCGGCGCUGUCAUUGGCUGGACCCGCGGCACUGGUCUCAUGUCUGGCAACAACAUUGUGGCAGAGGGCGUGGAGGCUUUUGGCGUCCGCACCUUCUCACAGCAAGAAAUGGCCUUUAAUCUGAUGGGCUUAAUGUCGCCUACCAUUGUCGAUCUGUGCCAGGCUGAGCCGGUCUUUGCCGAUCUUAACGGUGGUCUUCAGUUCAUUCCCAACCUCAACGAGGCGAUGACCAAGCUCCGAAAGGACAUCAUGGAGACGAGCGAGAUUCGCAAAGCCGUUGCCAAGGAGAGCGCCAUCGAGAAUGCUAUUGUCAACGGUGCCGAGUCCGAGGCUCUCUACAAGAAGAAGACGAUUGAUCCUCGCGCCAACAUCAAAUUCGACUUCCCCACUCUGCCGGAAUGGAAGAGCGAGGUCGCCCCUCUUCAUGACACCCUCAAGGGCAUGGUUGACCUGGAGAAGGUCAUCGUUGUCACUGGCUUUGCUGAGGUUGGGCCCUGGGGCAACUCUCGUACCCGCUGGGAGAUGGAGGCACACGGCGAGUUUUCCCUCGAGGGCUGCGUCGAAAUGGCAUGGAUCAUGGGCCUCAUCAAGAAUCACAAUGGUCCGCUCAAGGGCAAGCCUUACUCGGGCUGGGUUGAUGCCAAGUCUGGUGACCCGGUCGAUGACAAGGAUGUCAAGACAAAGUACGAGAAGCACAUCCUAGAGCAUUCCGGCAUCCGCCUGAUUGAGCCCGAACUGUUCAAUGGUUACGAUCCCAACAAGAAGCAACUGCUCCAUGAAGUUGUCAUUGAAGAGGAUCUCGAGCCGUUUGAAGCUUCCAAGGAGACCGCCGAGGAGUUCAAGCGCGAGCACGGCGACAAGGUCGAGAUUUUCGAGAUUCCCGACAGCGGCGAGUAUAUCAUUCGCAUGAGAAAGGGAGCCUCGCUUUGGAUCCCCAAGGCGCUCCGCUUCGACCGUCUUGUCGCCGGUCAGAUCCCUACCGGCUGGGACCCCAAGCGCUACGGCGUUCCGGAGGACAUCAUCUCACAGGUUGACCCUGUCACCCUGUUCCUUCUCGUCUCCACUGCAGAAGCCCUUCUCUCUUGCGGUAUCACGGAUCCAUACGAGUUUUACAAGUAUGUCCACGUCUCCGAGGUUGGCAAUUGCGUCGGAUCUGGCAUGGGCGGUGCUGCGGCUCUCCGCGGUAUGCACAAGGAUCGCUUCCUGGACAAGCCGCUCCAGAACGACAUUCUGCAAGAGUCUUUCAUCAACACCAUGGCAGCCUGGGUCAACAUGUUGCUCAUUUCCUCAUCUGGACCAAUCAAGACCCCUGUCGGCGCUUGCGCCACUGCAGUAGAGUCGGUCGACAUUGGCUACGAGACCAUUAUGGAGGGCAAGGCCCGUGUCUGCUUCGUGGGUGGCUUCGACGACUUCGGAGAGGAGGGAUCCUACGAGUUCGCAAACAUGAAGGCGACAAGCAACACGGUGGAUGAGUUUGCGCAUGGCCGAACUCCCAAGGAGAUGUCUCGCCCGACGACGACGACGAGAAAUGGCUUCAUGGAGUCGCAGGGAUGCGGAAUCCAGGUUAUCAUGACCGCCAGACUGGCUCUCGACAUGGGCGUUCCCAUCUACGGUAUCCUGGCUCUCACCACGACCGCUUCCGACAAGAUUGGCCGAUCUGUUCCUGCACCAGGGCAAGGCGUUCUCACUACUGCCCGCGAGCACGCCGGCAAGUUUCCGUCUCCGCUGCUCGACAUCAACUACCGUCGCCGACAGAUCGAACGGCGCAAGAAGCAGAUCAAGCACUGGCAAGAGUCGGAGCUGGAGUUUGUGCACGACGAGAUCGAAGCAAUGAAGGCUCAGGGCUCGACCUUUGACGAGAAGGAGUAUGCCCAAGAACGCAUCUUGCACAUUGAGAAGGAGGCCGUCAGGCAAGACAAGGAGCUCCUGCGAAGCAUGGGCAACAACUUUUGGAAAAGCGACCCGAGCAUCGCCCCGCUACGUGGCGCUCUCGCUACUUGGGGCCUCACUAUUGAUGAUCUGGGAGUUGCGUCCUUCCACGGCACGUCGACCAAGGCCAAUGACAAGAACGAGUCCUCUGUCAUCUGCCAGCAGCUGCGCCACCUGGGACGCAAGAAGGGCAAUGCUGUCCUGGGUAUCUUCCAGAAGUAUCUUACCGGUCACCCCAAGGGUGCUGCGGGUGCCUGGAUGAUGAACGGCUGCUUGCAGGUCCUCAACACGGGUUUGGUUCCUGGCAACCGCAAUGCCGACAACGUCGACCCCAUCAUGGAAGACUUCGACUUGAUUGUGUACCCGAGCCGCAGCAUCCAGACGGACGGGAUCAAGGCUUUCUCGGUCACGUCCUUUGGUUUCGGCCAGAAGGGAGCCCAGGCCAUCGGUAUCCACCCCAAGUACCUGUUUGCCACUCUCGAUGAGCGCGCCUACAACGAGUAUUGUGCCAAGGUCGAGGCCAGGCAGAAGAAGGCCUACCGCUACUUCCACAACGGCCUGAUCAACAACAGCCUGUUCAUCGCCAAAUCCAGCUCUCCUUACACUGAGGAGCAGCUCCGGACUGUCCUGUUGAACCCAGACGCCCGCGUGUCGGAAGAUACGAAGACGUCUGAGCUCAAGUACGCGGCCAACUUCAUGAAGCAGUCUGAGAAGACGGUCUCAGCCUCGAGGGCCAGCGAGACGCAAAAAGUGAUGGAGGCGUUGGCGCACAAGGUGGCCAGCAAGAAUAGCCGGAUCGGAGUCGACGUCGAGGACAUCACGGCCGUCAAUAUCGACAACGAGACUUUUCUGCAGCGCAACUUCACCGCCGAGGAAACCAGCUACUGCCAAAAGGCUCCGAGCCCGCAGAGCUCCUUUGCGGGCAGGUGGAGUGCCAAGGAGGCGGUUUUCAAGUCACUUGGCGUGCCCAGCAAGGGAGCCGGCGCGCCCAUGAAGGACAUUGAGAUUCUGAGAGACGACGCCGGCGCGCCCACUGUUUCGCUCCACGGCGAAGCGGCGGCUGCUGCCAAGCAGGCUGGUGUCAAGAGCAUCACGUUGUCCAUCUCGCACUCGGAUACGCAGGCUAUUGCCGUAGCUGUUGCCAACUUUUAA